Molecule: messenger RNA, 1466 nt
Organism: Cornus florida
Lineage: Eukaryota; Viridiplantae; Streptophyta; Magnoliopsida; Cornales; Cornaceae
Exons: 8
Coding region: 138-1244 (368 amino acids)
Cellular component (GO): membrane
Source: RefSeq, a predicted model, not a curated record
UCUUUUUAUUAUUAUUAUUUUUCCAGUUAGAAAUAACUAGCAAAAAGCUUUUCAGUCCUUUAAGUUGUUUAAAUUUAUAUAUAUAUAUAUAUAUAUGUGACUCAUUUUGGUAUGAACAAUUCUUUUCAACAAAAAAAAUGUCCCUUUACCUUUGGAAUUCCAAGUUAAUUUUUUCAUAUGGAGAAAAUAGAAUGAACAGCAUGAAUUUUUUAACAGGGUCAUCAAAGAGUACAUGGCAGCCAGUGAAGACUGUGGAUACAACCACCUCGAGUUACUGGUUUAACUGGAGGGUCUUGCUCUGUGGUGUUUGGCUCUUGAUAUCAAUGGUUUUUUCAUCCAUUGUUAUCCAUAAGUACGAAGGUGCUCGCAAUUCAAAACAGGAAAGCAGAGAAGCCCAGCAAGAAUCUGCAGGUGUUUUGUAUGACGACGAAAUUUGGCGGCCAUGCCUGAAAGGAAUUCAUCCUGGCUGGUUGCUGGCAUUCCGCAUUGUUGCUUUCUUCGUGCUUUUGGCACUGUGGAUCAUCAAUGUUGCUUUUGAUGGUGAUGUCAUUUUUUACUUCUAUACUCAGUGGACUUUUAUGCUCGUCACCUUCUAUUUUGGGAUUGGAUCUUUGCUCUCAAUGUAUGGAUGUUACCAAUAUCACAAAGAAACUGGCGGAGAUAGGAUUGAUAAUCAGGACUUUGAUGCCGAGCAAGGGACCAAUGCUGCUCCUACACAAUUAGAAAAUUCUAAUGCAUCAAAUGCAGCGAAAUGCUCGGGACACACUGAAAAUCUUCGUGUUCGCCAAACUGCAGGAUUUUUGGGUUAUGCUUUUCAAAUUAUUUUCCAGAUUAAUACAGGAGCUGUGAUGCUUACGGACUGCGUCUUUUGGUUCAUACUUGUGCCAUACCUUCUAUCAAAAGAUUACAGUUUGAAUUUCUCUCUUGUAAACAUGCACACAGUCAAUGCCGUUUUGCUGCUUGGUGACACUGCCUUGAAUUGCAUGCCAUUCCCAUGGUUUCGAAUGGCAUACUUCUUCCUGUGGGCAGAUGUUUAUGUUAUUUUCCAAUGGAUUGUUCAUGCAAGUGUCUCAAUCGGGUGGCCAUAUCCAUUCCUUGACUUGUCUUCUCCAUUUGCUCCACUAUGGUACUUGUUAAUGGCAUUGAUGCAGUUUCCAUGCUACGGGAUUUUUGCUUUAAUAAUGAAGACGAAACAACUUCUGUUUGCAAAGUGGUUUCCUCAAUCCUACCGUGGUGCCAGGUGAUUCGGACUAAAAUCUUAUACGAAACUAAACCAGUUUCGUGGUCGUGAAAACUUGCAAAAUUAUUAAUCCAUGGAAGAUGAAGAUGAAGAUGUAGGACACAGGAGGAAAAUGUAAUUGAAAACCAUUACAAGUCUUGGUUUGAGGGAUAUACAAAAUGAAAAGUUUGUUUAGAUAACCAUUCCUAGAGGAGUGGCAUAGUUGUAACUAAUACAUGGAUGGUGU